ACGAGCUCAUUCAAACGUUUGCUACCAAGCCGAACACAUCUACAAAAUAUAUUUACAAAAGGUUAAUUUUCAAAAUUGAAAGUUUCGAAUAUUUAUUUCGAAACAUAAAACCGUGAUACUUUCGAGUGAAACCAUCUAUAAAGUUUUAAAGUUACUUGCCACAGCCCCUUCCAAAAGACUCUACCCAGUUUAUAGAUCGCCGCAAUCCUCUCAUGUCCAGAGACAUGUCCGACCACUCCGAGGACGACUUUGAGGCGAGGCUGCGGGAGCUUGUCGAUCAUUUCAGGACCUUGAAUUUGGUGGCAGUUCCACCUCGAGUGCGCAAUGGCUACGGCCAGAAUGGUUAUGCCAAUCGUAGGCCUGCCUUCAAUAGGAAUAGAGCUGGCCCCAGUGGGAAUGAAAAUGCCCCCAACAGGAAUUCCCCUCGUCGGAAUCCCUUCGACCGCGACGGUCUCGAUAAUCCGGAAAUGAAUGUGAAUCGCUUUGCACAUGUGAACAAUCAGAAUGCCGUACAAGAUGUCCAUACUGACAGUGUACCCCGUAAUGUCGCUAACGUCAGGAACUUCCGUAAUGUCAACAAUAGGAACAUCACCUUUAAUGGUCACAACUUUGGUAUCGCCCAUGGUGCCAACAAUCCUGCUAAUCCCCAAAAUGACAGCAACAGUAGUAACCUCCGUAAUGCAAACAAUGGUGGUCCUACUUUUAAUAUUGCUAGGAAUGCUACUGCAUCCAAUAACGCUAGCAAUGGUAGUCUAUUCAUCACUGUUAGAAACGCAUCUACGGUCGGUGGUGGUGUUGCCAAUAGUAACCCGGUCGUGGCGAAUAACCCUGCUGGGAAUGUCCCGAAUCUCCAGUGGAGCAGAAGGAUGCCACCUAGAACCCAAACAUAGACAAUAACAUUAACCGCAUGUUAUUGGAUAACAAAGUCUGGAUCGCAAAUAGA
This is a messenger RNA of Drosophila bipectinata, 943 nucleotides long. NCBI's taxonomy places the organism in Eukaryota, Metazoa, Arthropoda, Insecta, Diptera, Drosophilidae. The record is from RefSeq and is a predicted model, not a curated record.